This is a messenger RNA of Cylicostephanus goldi, 602 nucleotides long. Lineage: Eukaryota; Metazoa; Nematoda; Chromadorea; Rhabditida; Strongylidae. The record is from the annotation of a GenBank genome assembly.
AUGGUACUAUCCGUUUCUUUCAGAUAUUUACACCUAUGUCGCACACUCCAGACUACCUAUAAAAUGGAACCCGCCGGCAGCCAAGGCGUACAUUCCAUAGAUGAUUUUCAGUUUCUUCCUUUUCUCUGGGGAAGUGCGCAACUAGCUGGUGAGUCUCUAAACACGAAGUUUGAGCUUCUCAGAUUUUCGGCUUCAGGCAACAAAUCUCUUGUACCCGAAUCUUAUUUGAAACCUACCACGGUGGAAGCUAAUGCACAUAAGUACCUCUUUUUCGACUGUGUAAAUUUUAUCAAUCAGACAAAGAGCGGACCGUUUUAUCAGCAUUCCAAUCAGUUAUGGAACAUCUCUGCUGUUCCCACUUGGACUAAAGUGAACAGUGGCCUUUUUAAAAUGUAUGAGGGAGAGAUUCUCAAAAAAUUCCCGGUGGUACAACACUUCCGCUUUGGCACAUUGUUUUCAUUCGAAAAGCGACCUGAAUCUGACAACAACGAGUCGAAUUCUCCGCAUCCACUAAAUACUGCAGACGCUAUCGCCCCACAAGACGUGGACGGUUCGCUUUCACCUCCAAUUUCCCCACAUUUACCAAAAAUAGAUGAAUGAGC